AUGCCACCACUCACUGACCGACAACGUGAAGAACUUAUAAGGAAGGAAAGGCAACGGCGAAGAAUAGCGAGACUGCAGCAGGUUUUAAAUGGAAUUUUUUUAAUAUUGUCGAAAAAAGCCUUGUUUGAGGUCAGACAACAAGCCAGUGAGCAUGCGCGGAUAACUCGAGAAAAUGUCAGGCAAAAGCAGGAAGAAGUUUUAACGGAAAUUAGGUUUUUCACUAUAUUUUGCGAAUGUUUUGGUUUAACCGUACUGUUCAAGGAUUCACGUUGAUGCCGAAGUUCAAGAUAUUGUCAGCGAUAUGAUUAUCAAUGGGGACAUCACACCAAGGCAGUUGUCGAGUAAUUUCAGAAGGAAUAAAAUUAGAUUGAACUUUUUUUCUUUAAGGGCGAAGCAUGAGCUCCAGGACAUCUUCCUCGAUUUCCAGAAGUUCCAAGGUUUGUUAAACUUUUUUUGGUUUUUUCUUCUUUUUUUCUUGGAUUAUUGAAGCUUUUUUUCUAGGUUCUCGGUUUUAUCAUUACUUAUUCUAUUUUUUUAAGACUUUUUUUAAUGGAAAAUUUUUCAUUUUAUUCUCAUAUUUUUUUCUUUUUUUAGUUGAUGGCUCAAAAAUCGUUCAGGAUUUUUUUAUUUAAGCUUUCAAAAAUACUUUCUUUCAGAAAUAAAGAGAAUUUUUUUUAAUCGACGCUAACGUAUUGAGAUUAAUGUCCUUUGCGUUUUUCUUGAAUAUGUUCAACUGAUUUUGUAAUUUAUUUUCGAAAUUUCUCUUCGUUUCUUAUUUUCUGUCCCUGUUUCAUAGUUUUUCUUUGACAAGCGUCGCGAACUCGAGUAAACUCUGCUGAAAGGUCUUAAAAAACUGAAAAAAGGGAAAUAGUUUGACAUUCUAAUGGCGAAGCAUGCUUUAGUACUGAUUAAUCAAUUUUAUACUUAAUAUCAACUGGUCCUUACUCAUCAAGUUCUGAGGUGCAUAUCUUCAAACUUCCAUCCAGUUCUCAGCUCUCAACCGUUUGCACUUACUUUGCAAGAAAAAUGUAAAUAAACGUUUACCGAAAUUCAGAAAAAAUCGCGCCGUCGCACGGCCACCCGAGAAGACAACGAAAAGGCGAUGCUUCGAAAUCGUCAAGCCCUGUCGAGACUUCGGAAAACUCGGGAAAAGGAGCUGGAGCAACGCGCGGAGAAGCUCGGCCGACGGCAGGCGGCCAAUGAAAUGGCCAAUCUCAGGUCCCGAGGCGCCUUUGAUCCACCCAUAUAA
Messenger RNA from Caenorhabditis auriculariae, 1249 nucleotides. Lineage: Eukaryota; Metazoa; Nematoda; Chromadorea; Rhabditida; Rhabditidae. The record is from the annotation of a GenBank genome assembly.